This is a messenger RNA of Daphnia pulicaria, 1353 nucleotides long. RefSeq lists its product as uncharacterized. The transcript has 3 exons. The record is from RefSeq and is a predicted model, not a curated record. The coding region runs from base 188 to 874 and encodes 228 amino acids. Lineage: Eukaryota; Metazoa; Arthropoda; Branchiopoda; Diplostraca; Daphniidae.
GCCAUAUCCAUUCCAUAUGUCGACCAGCAGCAGUGCUCCGUCUAAUCAAAAAAUUAAAUAAAGAUUUUGAGGGGAUUUCGUCAUUUUUUUUUUGAAAAUUCAAACUGUGCAUUCAAAUCAUCUGAAUUGGAAUUUCCUAGUCCCGCGGUCAAUCAGAACAAGACAAUUGGUCAUCGCGGGCGAAGUGAUGGGGAUGACCGGCGCUUAUUGGAUUGUCGUCGUCGCCAUCAGCAUCCUGGCCGUCGCCAAUGGCCAGCGCACCACGGUGACGAGGACGACGACGGUGACGGUGACCAAAACUUCAACGUCUUACAUUUCGACUUACGCCAUUUGCGCUACGGUGACGACCACCGUCUCGGCCGUCGUCACCAAUUGCAGACGACGGCGUCAGUACUGGAUCGACGUCCCCGUUUACAUCGCCCUGGACGAGGAGUUGGACGACCAGCUCACCCAAUUCUUCAACAUUAAUCCUUCCAACACUUAUCCGGUCGAACCGACAGCCAGUCCAGGAAUUGGGUUCAAGAUCGACGACGACGAUUUCCAGCAGCCGGGCGACGAGUUUUCAAGGUUCGUCAAUCCUGGCGCUGGAGUUUCUUCCGGUCACCGCCUCCAGGGCUCGUUGGUUCCGCCGUUCGGCGUGACUGACGAUUUAGAAGAAAGAAAACCGGAACCGAUUGGUUUCGCCGUGAUCGGCAACGCCAUUAACAACGCCCUGAUCGCCCUGGGACUGGCCAAUCCGACGACGUUCGUCACCGACACGUCGACCACCACGAAAUCGACGACGAUGAAAACGACGACGGCCACCAAAACCAUUUUCCUUUCCGGCUGCCGGCCCAGUCCGUUCCCCUUCUCCACCUGCGGGCCCAUACGAUAGAACAACGCAAUAUAAUUAGACAUUUAUUAUUUAUAGUAUACGUAUAACAUUCGAUAGUCUCCCCCAUCACGUAAUGUCAUUUGAUUUUUUAAUUUAUUCCCAAACAACAACCGUUUCCGUCGUCGUCAUCCAUUCACUUUGAUUGAUCCAUUUUCGCCAAUUUAUCCUUAUACGAUUGUAAUUCGCCAAACGUCUUUUAUUUGGUCACAUGAUUAUAAACAAUAAUUAAUUAAUUAAUAUGCUGUAUAAUGCUGAGAGUAUAUCUAUUUAUAGUGGCUUUUGAUUUUGUUGUUGUGGUCGCCCGUUUGCUGCUGGUUUGGUUUUCCCGCAACCAAAUGGUCAAAUCAGCCAAGCAAUUCAACCACAAGCGCCCGUCCAAUCCUCAGAGAUGAAGGCCAUCAUGACAAUUUGCUGCUGACGCAUUUCCCGUGUAACUUAAAUAUGUUAGUCUAUAUAAUAAUAAAUGCAGUAGUAUUCGA